Molecule: messenger RNA, 460 nt
Organism: Guyanagaster necrorhizus
Lineage: Eukaryota; Fungi; Basidiomycota; Agaricomycetes; Agaricales; Physalacriaceae
Exons: 2
Coding region: 190-372 (60 amino acids)
Source: RefSeq, a predicted model, not a curated record
AUUUCCCCUUUCAAAAUACCGUCUUGGAGGAUUCUUCUUUCGUAGCUACAGUUUUGACGUAUCUAAUGCGCUCAAAUGACCAGCCAUUACCAGCUGAAGCUGAAGCUAUUCGAAGCAUGAUAUCCAAACUCGAGGAGCGCAUCGCAACUGCAGACUUGUGAGUCUGCCCUCACAGCAUUUCGUCAAGACAUGGUCGACUUUAUCUUAAAGGCCGACGAGAUGAUGGCUGAACUCCAUAGAGAGCGCGGACGGGUUUUGGUGGAGAUACAAGAGAAGAGGGGUCUUCUAAGCGUUGUUCGAAAACUUCCCUCCAAAAUUCUGUUGCAGAUAUUUCGCGAAACGCUCGAGUUUCCGUUCGCUCUGGACCAUUGAGCUGGUUUCAUGGCGUUGAAGGGCUGUAGGUCUUAACCCCUAGCUAUGGUCGUACGUCAACAUCAUCAUCACAGAUGAUGAUUUUGCA